AUGAUCUCCAACACUGCAGCUAGUACCGUCUACCGGUCUUCUUCUAUUUAUAACACUGACUCAUCUUCUUUGCUGGAAACGCAGAGUUCUCGCGAUUCAAUACUUGAAAAAUCAAAGCAAUCUUCUGAAAAAAGCUCAUUUUCUAGUGCAAAUUCUGAGGAUCUUGCAAAAGCCAAAGAAAGCAAAAUCUGUUACAUCUGCAAUAAGGGGUUUAUGCUGAAGCGAAAAUUCAUUUGCAAAAAAUGUUUAAACGCUGUCUGUGCAGACCACUCCAAAGAAAAAGCUAAUGGCGAGAAAACUUAUAGAGUAUGCGACCAAUGUGACAAUGAAGCUACCAAAAAAGAAAUAAAACUCGAAAUUGAAGACGAAAUUUCAAAAAUGAGUGAAGAGUUACAAAUGGCCAAAGCCGCAAAUGAAAGGCUGAAUCGUGAAUAUUUUGAUAAAACUGCAGCAGUGAACAUGCUAGAGAUGGAAAUCGAAGGUGCCGAGAUCGAGCACAAAGAAAAAAUCGAGUUGACACAGAAACUCCUCAAAGAGCAGCAAUGAAAGAAAAAUACACUCUCAGCUGAGCUUGAAAAAUUACGCAAAGCAGUCGAGUCUUCUAAAGAAGCCGAAAAAAACCUCUCAGAAAAAUGCGUGAAAUCUGAAGCUGACUUAGAAGAGCUCCCCGUUGAAGCCGGAACGCUAUAUUUGUACCCUGCCUGGCGCAACAAAGUGGAUCGAUCCAGAGAUCCAUGGGCCUGACACGUGGAUAAAUAUGGUGGCAGUUCUUGAAACGGCUACCCCAUAGUGGACGUUAAACGUUAUAAAUUAAAUAAGAUAAGACUUAGAAGAGCUCAGAGCUCAAGCCAUCACAAUUCAUACAACCACUGAAGAAAUGAAGAACGAAAUUGAAAAAAUUAAUUUGAGAAUUCGAAAUAGCAUGAAUUUAGAAGAAGUAAGUAAGCUGUUAUGUGUGAGAUGUAAAGAUAAAGUAAAUGUUGCGUAUCAGAAUAGAGUAGAUGAUCCAAGCCUUGAUGAUCCAACACAAAGUACAUUGAGUUUGCCUGAAAGAAGAUCAAUUAUUGAUGAUGUAAGAGAUAUGAGAAAUUCGCUGGAAAAUGGCCGAACCCCUAAGAAGUGCUUAUUAAUGUAA
Molecule: messenger RNA, 1135 nt
Organism: Blepharisma stoltei
Lineage: Eukaryota; Ciliophora; Heterotrichea; Heterotrichida; Blepharismidae
Source: the annotation of a GenBank genome assembly